This is a messenger RNA of Staurois parvus, 224 nucleotides long. Lineage: Eukaryota; Metazoa; Chordata; Amphibia; Anura; Ranidae. The record is from the annotation of a GenBank genome assembly.
UGCCCCAUCAUUGGUGUCAGUGGGAGGAAUAGUGCCCCAUCAUUGGUGUUAGUGGGAGGAAUAGUGCCCCAUCAUUGGUGUCAGUGGGAGGAAAAGUGCCCCAACAUUGGUAUCAGUGGGAGGAAUAGUGCCCCAUCAUUGGUGUCAGUGGGAGGAAUAGUGCCCCAUCAUUGGUGUCAGUGGGAGGAAUAGCGCCCCAUCAUUGGUGUCAGUGGGAGGAAUAG